Messenger RNA from Plenodomus lingam JN3, 2745 nucleotides. The record is from RefSeq and is a predicted model, not a curated record. Lineage: Eukaryota; Fungi; Ascomycota; Dothideomycetes; Pleosporales; Leptosphaeriaceae.
AUGGACAGACGGCGGGGCCUGAAGACACAAAGGGUGUACAAUGUAUCUACACGGGCUGCUGGUGCUGACUUGAAGCUCACUGUGAGGACCAUUCGACCGUUCCGGCCAACAAUCCCCCAGCAUUCGCCCAAACCCAUUGGCAGGGCCCUAGUACUGGGAGAGUUUGCCAAAUCUGCCGCUUUUCGUCUGAGCUACCCGCUCAAUCAAUCGAGCUCACAGAAGAAGAUGAGUUCACCAUUGGCCGUCGCAUUCUUUGUCUUUUCCCUCCCAUCUCCUGUCUUCAUGCGAACCAGCAGCCUCAGGAAAAUUCAAAUGACACAGAAGAAUGAUGUAACCAAUCUUCACGGGUCCAGCGACCGAGGCAAUUGCCAGUGCGUCACGAGCACCUCGCGUACGCGCACCUGGGCAUCUGGGCAUCUGGGCCCAAUGCACCAGGCAGAGAAUCCACAUCCACCACCAUCCACCAACACCACAACUACCAUCAACCAACAUCCACCAAACAUGUGCUCUCGACUGACUCAAGAUGAUAUCUGGAGGUGCGAUGGUCGGAGGGCCGUGCGGUACCUCGGAACUUCGUCUAGCGCGUCUACGCGGCUGACUACCACAAACAUCUGUUCCUUCUUCCCAUCAAGCAUUCCCAUCACCAGAACUCACUCAAAAAUGCCACGUACACCAGACUGGGUCAAGCAAUUGAAGCCUUCGGGCGUGCAAGGGCACGAGAUGCUCAAGCAAGAACGCGCCAACUCCAAUGUCCCAUCACAGGAGCUGGAGGUGCUUCUCCACACCCAGGGUAGCAUUGACAGGCGGAAUAAGAUCACUGCUCUCCUCAAGUCGGAGAAGGUCUUUGACAAGUCGCAAAAUUACUUCAUGGGACGCACAGAUCGGUUCGAAAGGGCUCUCGCAAGAGAAAAGCGUCUGAGGAAUCUCAAGAAGCAGCACAAUUGGACCUACGACGAGUUCAGAACGGCCACAGAGCUCGUUGGAGAGCCAGGUCCGUAUGGACUCCACGAUUCCAUGUUCAUGGUCACCCUCGAGGGACAAGGUACACCUGAGCAGCAAGAUAGGUGGCUCAAACCGGCCAGAGAAUACAAAAUCAUUGGAUGCUAUGCCCAGACCGAACUUGGCCACGGUUCCAACGUGCGUGGACUCGAGACCACCGCGACUUGGAAUGCAGAUGACAAGACUUUUACCCUCCACUCUCCCCAUCUCACUGCGAGCAAAUGGUGGAUCGGUUCGCUUGGACGUACCGCCAAUUAUGCUGUCGUCAUGGCCCAGCUGAUGAUUGACGGAAAGUCAUAUGGGCCUACACCAUUCUGUGUCCAGAUACGCGACCUCAAGACCCAUGAACCCCUUGAGAACAUUCAUGUUGGUGACAUUGGUCCCAAAUUUGGUUACAAUACCAUGGACAACGGCUUCCUACUGUUCAACAAGGUCAAGGUGCCGCACAUCAGUAUGUUGGCCAGGUACACGCACGUAGACCCCAAGACCAACAAAUUCGGUCGCCGCGGUGCGCCAUCACUCGUCUACGGAACGCUUACCUGGGUGCGCUCCACCAUCGUCAUGCAGGCUGGUAGCGUCCUUGCUCGUGGUGUGACUAUUGCGACCCGUUACUGUGCUGUUCGCCGCCAGUUCCAGGAUCGUGAUGCACCGGCUGGCGAGGGUGAGACUCCUGUCCUCAACUACACAUUGGUUCAGAUUCGUAUACUUCCGCUUUUGGCUGCCACCUUUGCCCUUCACUUCACUGGGAAGGCGAUGAUGGAGAUGUACCAGGAGAACCAGAAGAAGAUCGCACAAGGAGCCGCCAGCAACGCCCCAAGUUCGCGAGGCGCUGGCCCAGAAGAAGUGAUGCCUGGAAGCGACAUGCUUGCCGAUCUCCAUGCGUCGUCUUGCGCUCUAAAGUCUCUUAGUAGUACAAUUGCGGCCGAGGGUCUUGAGGUUUGCCGACGAGCUUGCGGUGGCCACGGGUACUCCAGUUUCAGCGGUAUCGGGCCCUGGUAUUCCGAUUAUUUGCCAACAACGACUUGGGAGGGCGACAAUUAUAUGCUUAGCGGUCAGGUUGCUCGUUACCUCCUCAAGUCAGCACGCUCAGUCCUGAAGGGCGACAAGCCUGUGAAUGAGACUACCACGAUCCUCACCGAGUUCCACUCUCGGCGCGACAUUGGCUGCGCCUUUGACGUAAUUGGCUCCGACGAAGAUCUCGUGGCCGCCUUCGCAUGGCGCGUUUCCUUCCUCACCUUUGAAGCCAGCAAGCACCGCGACGAGCAAAAGAGGGCCUGGAACGAUCUCCUUGUCAACUUCUACAAGCUCAGCAAAGCCCAUGCACAAUACAUGAUUGUCAAGAACAACCUCGAUGCAAUCAAAGCUAUCCAAAAGGACGGCAAGACCGACCCCGCCAUCCAUGAUGUUCUCCUCAAACUCUUCCGCCUCUUUGCCCUCCAUACGCUCGAGCAGGAGGCCUCUGAGUUUUAUGUCAGUGGUGCUUGCAGCAAGCACCAAAUCUCCCUUGCCCGCAACACGACUGUGAUGCAGCUGCUCAAGGAGAUCCGCCCCCAUGCCGUCCGACUUGUGGAUGCAUGGGGCUUCGACGACUGGGUGCUCGAUAGUUCGCUCGGUCGCAAGGAUGGAAAGGUGUAUGAGGACAUGUUCUACAGGGCCAGUGAGCUGAAUCCGCUGAACGAUAUCACCGUGGAUCCUUACCCGGACAAUGAUGUCCUCUUCAAGCGAAUUGAGAAGAGCAAGUUGUAG